GUGCGAGGGGGCGGGACCGAGUGAUGACGUUACGCCCUCCCAAAAUGACCACGCCCACUUAACCACGCCCACAAACUUGUAUAACACCCGGAGGGCCGCGUGGUUUUUAGGCCGCAAUCAAUCACGUUGCUCCGGGCAGCCCUAAGGAUGCGGCGGGGGCAAGGGAAGCGAAAGGCUGAGGCCACGGAGGUGCCAGGCGUGUCUCGGAGGAGGAAGGAGGAAGAGGAGGCGAUGCAGGAGGCCCGGCGGAGGGCGGCCCCGUCCGUGCGAGAGUUCAAGUACAACAAAAAGCGGGUUCGCCUCGUCUCGCAGGGCUCAGACCUGAAGGAUGAUGCUCGGUGCAUCCUUUACUGGAUGUCUCGGGACCAGCGGGUGCAAGAUAACUGGGCUUUCCUCUAUGCCCAGCGCCUGGCCCUCAAACAGGAGCUGCCUCUGCAUGUCUGCUUCUGCCUGGUGCCCAAAUUCCUGGAUGCCACCAUCCGCCACUAUGGCUUCAUGCUGAAGGGCCUGCGGGAGGUGGCCGAGGAGUGCGCAGAGCUGAACAUCCCCUUCCACUUGCUGCUGGGAUACGCCAAGGAUGUGCUGCCUGCGUUUGUGGUGGAGCGUGGCGUGGGUGGGCUGGUGACAGACUUCUGCCCCCUCCGCCUCCCCCGGCAGUGGGUGGAGGACGUCAAGGAGCGGUUGCCAGAGGAUGUGCCGUUUGCUCAGGUUGAUGCCCACAACAUCGUGCCCUGCUGGGUUGCCUCCCCCAAGCAGGAGUACAGCGCCAGGACUAUCCGGGGCAAGAUCCAUGCUCAGCUCCCCGAGUUCCUCACCGAAUUCCCCCCUGUCAUUCGUCACCCGUACUCCCCAUCCAGCCCAACAGAGCCCAUUGCUUGGGAGGCCUGUUAUUCCAGCUUGCAGGUGGACCGCACCGUGAAGGAGGUGGAGUGGGCGACCCCCGGCACGGCUGCGGGGCUGGCUGUGCUGCAGUCCUUCAUCGCCGAGCGCCUGAAAUCCUUCGGCUCCCACCGGAACGACCCCAACAAGGCAGCGCUCAGCAACCUGUCCCCGUGGUUCCAUUUCGGCCAGGUUUCCACCCAACGAGCCAUCCUGGAGGUGCAGAAGCACCGGGCCAAGUACAAGGAGUCGGUGGACGCGUUUGUGGAGGAGGCUGUGGUGCGACGGGAGCUGGCUGAAAACUUUUGCUACUACAACGAGAACUACGACAGCGUGCAAGGUGCCUACGACUGGGCACAAACCACCCUGAAGCUCCACGCCAAAGACAAGAGACCUUUUCUCUACAAGCUGCAGGAGCUGGAGCAGGGGACCACGCAUGACCCACUCUGGAACGCUGCCCAGCUCCAAAUGGUCCGGGAAGGCAAGAUGCAUGGCUUCCUGCGGAUGUACUGGGCCAAGAAGAUCCUGGAGUGGACCCGCUCUCCCGAGGAGGCCCUCCAGUUUGCCAUCUACCUCAACGACCGCUACGAGCUGGACGGGAGGGACCCCAACGGAUACGUAGGCUGCCUCUGGUCCAUCUGUGGCAUACACGACCAAGGCUGGGCAGAGAGGGCCAUCUUCGGGAAGAUCCGCUACAUGAACUACGCCGGCUGCAAGCGCAAGUUCGACGUGGCCCAGUUCGAGCGUCGCUACGCCCCCCGCACGCUCUCCCAGUGACAGGCACAGCGUCCUUCAGCCUGCUCCUGCCCCUCCAUGUGGGGACAGACGUGCCUUUGCCAAGGUGCCCCAGCCAGGGAUCACCCCAGGUACUGGGGGGCGCUCACUGUAACAGCGGCGAGCCAUGGGGUUUUGCAGGUCUUUCCUCUGCCAUCACCCCCUGCUCAAGUUGCUGGGCUGGGGCUGCUGUUGGAGCCCCUCCUGCUACUACAGGUUUGCUGGAAGCUGCAAGAGCUCCUCCUCAGCGUGAAACCAGAAACCUUUUGUACAACCACUGUGCUCAGGAGGAAGCCCAAGUGAUGGUUGUUGCUGCUAACCACAGCUUAGAUUUAGGCUGAGCAUGGCUUUUCCCAGAAAAAGCCCCCAGAAACUGGUUCCUCAGGCUGUGCUGCCCCCAGGGAAGCCCUGCUUUGCUCCAUGUGGAGCUGGCACUGGGCUGGGCUCGUACGUGCUUCCUUCAACAGUUUGUUUUAAAGUUUACAGUUUGUA
Calidris pugnax (ruff) is the source of this 2145-nucleotide messenger RNA. Its product is annotated as deoxyribodipyrimidine photo-lyase-like. Lineage: Eukaryota; Metazoa; Chordata; Aves; Charadriiformes; Scolopacidae. The transcript is spliced from 10 exons. Gene Ontology annotation, biological process: photoreactive repair. The record is from RefSeq and is a predicted model, not a curated record. Gene Ontology annotation, molecular function: deoxyribodipyrimidine photo-lyase activity. Bases 148 to 1656 code for a protein of 502 amino acids.